This is a messenger RNA of Rotaria sp. Silwood1, 378 nucleotides long. Lineage: Eukaryota; Metazoa; Rotifera; Eurotatoria; Philodinida; Philodinidae. The record is from the annotation of a GenBank genome assembly.
AUGCUAAAAUCAAAUGUCGAAAGGCAGAAAAUAUAUCGUGCCAAUUUAGCAAAAGAUAAAUUAAAAUUUGAACAAAUGAAGCAAAAAUCUCGAAUGCGAGAUAACGCAAGACCCAAAAAUCUGACAGGUGAUGCAUUAAAUCAAUUACGUAUACGACAAAAACAGGCAUCAAAGAAAUAUCGUGAUGGAUUAAAAUUAAAGCGACUAAAUGACAAUCAAUCAUCAACUCACAAAAGUCGUCAAUCAUUGGGUAAAGCCAUUAAACGUGUCCAGAAAUCAUUAUCAAAAGAACCAAAUAAACGUAUUGCUGUAGUUCGUCAUAUAGCACAAACACUUGAUAUUAUUCCAACAACAACUAAUCAGCAAGAACGUCAAUAA